Molecule: messenger RNA, 1353 nt
Organism: Ornithorhynchus anatinus (platypus)
Lineage: Eukaryota; Metazoa; Chordata; Mammalia; Monotremata; Ornithorhynchidae
Gene: IER5L
Product: immediate early response 5 like
Exons: 1
Coding region: 131-1300 (389 amino acids)
Source: RefSeq, a predicted model, not a curated record
UUCGCUGGGCGCACGGCGGGGCGCGGAGCCUUGUGCGGGACGCGCGAUGGUGGCGCCGACCCCCUCGGCCGGAGCCCGCUGAGCGCGCCGUCCCCACCCUGCGCGGUGCGUGUCGAGCCCGCGGAGCAGCAUGGAGUGCGCCCUGGACGCCCAGAGCCUCAUCGCCCUCUCCCUGCGCAAGAUCCACAGCUCCCGGACCCAGCGCGGGGGCAUCAAACUGCACAAGAACCUGCUGGUCUCCUACGUGCUCCGCAACGCCCGCCAGCUCUACCUGAGCGAACGCUACGCCGAGCUCUACCGGCGCCAGCAGCAGCAGCAGCAGCAGCAGCAGCAGCAACAACCUCCGCAGCAGCAACAGCAGCAGCAGCAACCGUACCCGACCGGCGUUGGUUGCGCCCCGAGCUCUCCCGGGGAGAUGGCGGAGUUCGGUCCCCUCCAACUUCCCGGGGAGGAGCGCGAGCCGGGGGCCCUGCACCAGCUCCACCACCAUCACCACCACCAUCACCACCACCUCCAGCAGCAGCAGCAGCAGCAGCAGCAGAUGCACCAGCGGAGCUGCACGGUCGGUGCACCCGGGGGAGGAGGAGGAGGAGGCGGCGGCGGCGGCGGAGAGCCCUCGGAGCUCGGGUGCAACGCGCUGCUGGGCGGUGCGCCCCACCGGAGUGAAGCCCCGCAGCAGCCGGCCUCCCCUGCCCAUUGCACUCGGGACCUUUCCUCCUCCUCCUCCUCCCCUUCCUCCUGCGUGGCCUCCCGCUCGUCCCCGGCCUUCUACCGGGGCGGUGGAGGCUGCUGCGCCCCGGCCGGCCUCUACCCCCUCUCCUCGGACGCCUCCGGAGGGACCUUGCACUGUAGCAGCCGGACCACCGUGCUGGAUCUGGACACGCAUGUGGUGACCACGGUGGAGAACGGCUAUUUGCACCAAGAUUGCUGCGCCUCGGCGCCUUGCCCCUGCUGCUGCGGUGGCGUCGGCCAAGGCCCCUCGGGCACCAAGCGCAAGUACUACCCGGGACAGGAGGACGAGGAGGAGGACGAGGACGAGGAGGAGGGUGGGGAGCUGGGGCAUCCCCCCGGGGGCGGGCCCCCCUUCGCCCCGUGCAAGCGCGCCCGCUUCGAGGACUUUGGCCCGGACUCGUCCCCGGACGCUUCCAACAUCUCAAACUUGAUCUCUAUCUUCGGCUCGGGCUUCACGGGGCUGGUCAGCCGGCAGCCCGACCCGGACCAGACCCUCAACGGCCAGCUGUGCGGCAAGCAGGCCCUCGCCAGCCUGGGAGCCUGGACUCGAGCCAUCGUGGCUUUCUAGGGACCCCCGGGGGGGCGACCUGGGGGGUGGACACACACACUUAGGGGCUCCGG